UGAGAGGCAUCGGCAGCUGUGACCUGGUGUAACAUCACCGAGCGCUGGCCGGGGUUAGAAUACCACCAGGCGCAUGCGCCGUACGGCUAUAGAUGCGCCUCCACCCAUUCCUUAGCGUGGUCACCAAGAGUUGGGAAACCCACAACAUCUGACGUUAGGAUGUGCAGAACCACAGGUUACAGCGUGAAGGGGGCGUACUUCUUGGGAGUCGCCCUGCUGUUUCUGGGAAUCUUUAGCAUCCUGCUGGGUGUGAUCGGGCUGGGCGCGUGUCAUGGCUACUGUGUACCUCUGGUGGCGCACGUGGGCGCGCCUAUAUGGAGCGGAAUUGUGGUCUUGUUAGCUGGUAUAUUCGCCAUCAGAAGUGCUUACAACCCAGGCGAUGGUUGUCUGGUUACGGCGUUCCUCGUCUUCGUGUUGUUCGCCUUCCUGGCGACGGUGACUACAGUCCUGGUGGCGCUGGUAGAGCUCGGCCAGGAGCACGACAUCUACUACGAGGAAGCCUUCGAGACCCACACCAAGCUCAUCCCGAUCACAGGACCGGCCGUGGGCGGGGAGGCUGCGGCUGCUGAGGCGACCACCGGCGCCCCCACCACCACCGGCUUCCCCUUCACUCCCAUACAGCUGGACGAGGAGGUCGCUGUCACCGUACAGGACUUGUUUGCUGAUGGGGAGGCUGCACCAGCUGCCACCACUACUGAGCUGCCCUUCACUCCUAUUGACUUUGAAGAAGAGAUUGCCGUGACGGCGCCGCUGACGUUCGAUGACGGUGGCAGACGUCGGCGUGAGGAGGACGCAGACUCUGCACCCGACACCUCCACAGACAGCUACAGGAGGGUAGUGUACAAGGACUGGCCGUACUAUGACAACUACGUUGCGAUAAUCGUGCUGGUGCUUCUCAGCGCCAUUGUUGAGGUCAUCCUCACCGCCAUCCUCUCCUGCAUCUCAUGUGCCGCCGUCUGCUCCGGUUACCAUGGACACGAGGCACCGGCCAUUGUUGUUUAUGAUGGGGUUAGCGCCAGGAAAUUAGGAGGAGGUCAAAGGGCAGUACAGCAGCCAGACGGUACCAUUGGGAUCGAAGAUGUCAAGAAGGAAGAAGUAUAGAUACGGUUGAUGUCGGCUCGAAGUGAUCCAUAAUGACAGUGGAUAAGGUACCUUCGACAAGACCACUUACAAAUGAGUAUUCUCAGACAGUACUUCUACUGCCAUACUGUACUCCCACAACGUACCUCUUACCUCUAACUCCAGUUUUUGGCGACGCCACAGGGGCAAGUCUAACAGUAUAGUAUGCGUCCAGUUGUUAUCCUUGUGUAUUACAUUCGAAGGUGCCUGACUUGGUAACCUUCAAUACUAUAUGGUGCUACUCUUGUGUGUGAAUUUAAUUUCCUUUUAUUGUACGAAUUGGUUUGAUAUAUGAUAGCAACGUUGCCAAAUAUAUACAGAAACAACCACCUGAAAAGAAAGCACGUAGAAGCAAGUCAUGUAUUGGCGACAGUUUGUAAAUAUAAACGCUGCGCAAUUAGCAUUUUGUAGACCGCUUGAGACGUUUCUGACGUUUAUGUAUAACAUAUCCGUAUCUCUCUACAUGUCGAUACACAUAGUCAUAGAAUGAGGAGUGAAUGGAUACCUGUACUAGUAAUACACGUAUUUGUAGAGCUGAAUACUUUGACGGUCGGACGUUUUCGUUAACCUUAUUCAAAGGCAGAGAAUCGGACCUAUACAUGGCUAGCUGGAUACCAGAGUACGAUUCCGUUUGGUUGUAGUUCUUUGAAUAUGUUGCAUGUGGCAUUUUCCAGAUUUUUGAUAGCAAGAGGGACACAAUACGUUUCACGCGGUAGUCAAAUUCUAUGCAGACUAUGUUGUAAUAUGUAAGUGCACGUUAUAGUAUGAAUAUAUUGAAAACAGAUUCGCCUGCUUAUACUUAGGAUAGAUUUACUAUAUAUGCUCACAUUUGUGCUGUUUAUAUGUGAGAUUUAAGCAUAUGAGAUUUAAGAUGCACUUUUAAGGUGUUUUAAUGCAUGUUUUAAGACAAUGCAGUAGAUAAGGCCAUAUUGAUCAUCUUCUAGAAAUCCCGAAACUGAAGCGAGUGAU
Messenger RNA from Branchiostoma floridae (Florida lancelet), 2088 nucleotides. RefSeq lists its product as uncharacterized. The transcript has 9 exons. The record is from RefSeq and is a predicted model, not a curated record. The coding region runs from base 160 to 1101 and encodes 313 amino acids. Gene Ontology annotation, cellular component: membrane. NCBI's taxonomy places the organism in Eukaryota, Metazoa, Chordata, Leptocardii, Amphioxiformes, Branchiostomatidae.